Molecule: messenger RNA, 2728 nt
Organism: Malaya genurostris
Lineage: Eukaryota; Metazoa; Arthropoda; Insecta; Diptera; Culicidae
Gene: Itgbn
Product: integrin beta-nu
Exons: 7
Coding region: 100-2481 (793 amino acids)
Biological process (GO): cell migration; cell adhesion mediated by integrin; cell-matrix adhesion
Cellular component (GO): integrin complex; focal adhesion; cell surface
Molecular function (GO): integrin binding
Source: RefSeq, a predicted model, not a curated record
CGGGUUGAAGCAGUUGAUCAGAAUUUUUCUCUAAGAAAAUGUGACAUAAUUAGCAUAAAGAAAACAUCAUUUUCCAAUAUCAACUGUCAACUCAUCAGAAUGGACUUUUGCAAAUGCAUUAUAUCAAUUUCGUUGUUUGCCAUUUUAGCUCAGAGUGUAACUAGUCAAAAUUUGUCGAAAUGUUUCUUCCAGAAAACGUGUGUCGAAUGUCUGGAUGCGGAUUUUUCCUGCGCCUGGUGUACCGAUGAGAACUACGGAAUGUACAAAUCACGCUGCAUGACUUUGAGCGAUAUUCAAGCAUCUAACUGCAGCUCGGACAAAGUUGAAACGAACAAAAACUUUAGUAAGCUAACAAUUAUCAAAAAAGAACCUUUAAGGGAUUACGACCGGGAAAAACUGGAAGCCAUUCAAAUCAGUCCCCAACGAAUAAAGAUUCAAUUGGGAAAACUCGAAGCCCACACUUUCCAUUUCACGUACAAGCCGGCUAAGAACUACCCACUGGAUCUGUACUAUCUGAUGGAUCUGACCUGGUCCAUGAAAGAUGACAGAGACACCUUAAUCAACAUGGGCGAUCAGCUGGCGAAAGCUCUCGCCAAUCUGACGGAAAACUAUGGACUCGGUUUCGGUAGUUUCAUCGAUAAACCGAUUAUGCCGUUCGUGCAGACCGAAGAACACCGACUGAAGAAUCCCUGUAGCAUUGAAAAGCAGGUCUGCGAACCGACAUACGGAUUCCGGCACCGGCUUCAAAUUACCAACAACAUUGAUGGCUUUAUCGAGAAACUAAAGACGAGCAAUGUUUCGGCUAAUUUGGAUAACUUGGAGGGUGGUUUAGAUGCUCUGAUGCAGGUGCUAGUGUGCGAUGACCGUAUCGGAUGGGGUGCCAACACCAGGAAAAUUGUCAUUUUGGCUACCAACGGAUACAUGCACAUGGCAGGCGAUGGACUGCUGGCUGGGAUUAGCGAACGGAACGAUAAGCAGUGCCACCUUUCGGACAAUGGGGAGUACUUGGGCUCUUUAAUUUAUGAUUAUCCGUCAUUGGAGGAGAUCUACAGAGUUCUGGGGAAGUCCAAAACAGCGGUCAUAUUCGCUGUUACGGACGAAUUACAGGAAUACUACAAGUCCAUGAGGGAUCUGAUGGAAGAGUUUACUAGUGUCGGUCUGUUACAAGACGACUCAUCGAAUAUUUUGCAACUGGUUGAAACAGGCUACCGAGAUUUCGUGAAAAGAGUUGAAUUUACCGACAACGCUCCCAGUUAUAUUCAGCUUUCGUAUUUAACGGAUUGUGGUGGAAUCUACAAAACUCCGCAAGAGGUGAAUAAAUGCGACAAUAUUGAAAUAGGAAAGGAGUAUGAUUUUUUUGUUGAGGUACGACUAGUAGAUUAUCCAUCGGAUUUGGUCUCAAAUUUAACCGUUAAAAUUGAGGAAGCGCUAAUCAGUAAUGAAGGUGUAGUAUUGGAUAUCGACAUCAGACAACAUUGUCAAUGUGAGUUGGAUUCUGAACCCGUUAGCGGAAGCGAGAUCUGCAUUGGCAACGGAGACUAUUCCUGUGGAAUGUGUUACUGUCACUCAGGAUGGAUCGGGAAAAGGUGCGAAUGUAACUUACAGAACUUUGACAGUAGUGCUGAUCUUCUCAAUCAAUGUCGCGAAGAAGGGGAACUCGACGAGCUGGGACCGAUUUGCUCAGACCGAGGUGAAUGCAUCUGCGGUCAGUGCUUGUGCAAUCCGGGAUUCGAAGGACCUCACUGCGAGUGUUCCCAAUGCAUUCCAAUUUCUGGAGUCAUUUGCAGCAACCAUGGUGAGUGCGACUGUGGUGCCUGCAAUUGUCAAAAUGGAUGGGCCGGAGAUGAAUGUGACUGUUCUACCGACCAGGGUACGUGCAAGGCGCCGCAUAAGGAAGAACUUUGCUCCGGACAGGGAGAAUGUUCUUGUGGCCGGUGCCUCUGUAGCGAGUCCUAUUUCGGACCGUACUGUGAAGCUAUGGCUGGAUCGGAGUCCGAACUAUGCUCCUACUAUGACGAUUGUGUACGCUGUGCAAUUCACAAGAAGUUGGGAGCAAAAUGUGACAAUUUAGAAGCGGAGUGCAAAACGAAGUUGGGUUUGUACAGCGCGGAGUUUUUCGACACACUUGAAGAUAUGCUAAACUGCACCGCUAGAAUAACCCAUGAGGAAAUCACAUGUGAUUUCAAAUACACCUACGCGUUCGACAAUCGGAAAACUCUUAUAAAGAUUUUGAAUCAAGACUGCAGCAAAACAAAUGUCAUCGCAACAGCAUUCUCUAUUGCUGUUUUGACACUACUUCUAGGUACUCUUGUAAUGAUAAUAUUCAAAGUUAAAAUGGUGAUAGAAGACCGAAAAUUGUACCAAAAAUUCGAGAAAGAACAACAAAACGAAACAUCGUACGAGAUGCAGAGUCCGCUGUAUAAAUCACCGAUUUCGAGCUUCACUGUACCGAAAGAGAUGGCUGAUAGCGAAUUGAAGUGAAUGCGCCUCGUGGUAGGCAACGACAAAACAGGCUGCAAAGCUUUUAGUAGAAGUACAGUGAUCCUCGUGUUUUGACAGUUGGCUUUGUUUUCUGUGAUGAUAACGAAUUCGACUUUUUUUUGUAAGCUUCUCCAUUUGUGUUAUCUUGUGAGAUGAUGAUAGCUUUAUCCUUAGGUUGCAUAAAAAUGGUGUUGCAUUCAAAAUUACUUAAUGUUCAUGAUGAAUCAUUGAACAAGAAAGUCGAGGU